GAUUUGUCCCCUUGAGCACAAGGAUCAGAAUCUUUAAGGACAUGUGCAAAGUACAGAAUUUGUUUCCUCAUUAUCUUACUGCUAGUCAGGGCACUUUUGGAAUUUGGAUGUGGUGGYUUCACUGGGAAUGAAAAGAGCUGUAUGCUUUGGCAGGAUCAGGUUCACAGAGUCCUGGAAGAAGCCUUCAGGUCUGUUAAUACUGCAGUGACGUUGGACCACUGCUUUGAACAGACUGGAAGGAGGCUAUCAUUCUGGUACAUUGGCUGCUCACAGUGUGGGGAUGCAUGAAUUAUUUGUUGCCACACUCCUAUGCCUGGGGAAAUUUCAGUGUCCUUGCAAUGGGGAUCUGGGCCAUUGUGCAGCGAGAUUCCCUUGAUGCCAUAAUGAUGUUCCUGACUGGCCUGCUGCUCACAGUCCUCACAGACAUUAUUCACAUCUCUAUCUUCUACCCUUCACAUGACUACCUCAGUGAUGCGAAGCGUUUCAGUAUAGGCAUGGCCAUCUUCAGCCUCCUCCUCAAACCUGUGUCCUGCUAUUUGGUGUAUCGAAUGUAUCGGGAGCGUGGAGGAGAGUACACCUUUAACAUAGGUGUCAGCAGUGCGGGCCAGAACCGCAGCACUUACGAGCCCAUCGAUCAGCCAGACGCGCCUCCACAGUGGCCUUCCUCCAGCAAGGCAGCCCAGCCCCCGUACUGAGGCACCUGCAGCCCAGGAUGGACACUGCCCUCACCCAGCCGAGCCUUCCAUUCUCCCCGUGGAACAGCACCUGCUGCUGGGCAAACAGAAGAUCUGAUAUUUCUUUUGCCUCCCUAAAGGUUAGGCAGAUGGGUUCUGCAGUAAKUCCAGAAGAUCUUGGAGGUGUCAUGUUAAAGCACUGUGACUCAUUGUAAUCCCAGUACUUUUCUUUUCCUCCUCCCCCUAAAUCCCUCCUCUGUACAUGUGACUGGAUGCACCUUCUGCAGUCUUCCAGAUCUUCUGCUGUGUUUCCUCUUUGUUGUAAGAAAACCACUCAAAGUACUCCYGGACAAGCAAUCUUUAAAAGGCUUAUGGACUGCCCUAAAACAGUACAGUGUAGCCUGAUUUURUGUAGAUAUAUUUCCAGGAAACAUCUGUCAGUUCCCAAGAUCUGUUUUUGAUGGCAUUAUUUAACUUCUUGUGCUCCCGGUAUCUGGUAUUGUGUUUUAUUAACUGAUGCUUUUAUGCAAGUUGAACAUCUUUCAGGAUACUUAAAAUGACUGUUGAAUGUAAUYAUAAAUACUUUGUGCCUUGAAAUAUCCUUUUGCCUUCAGCUGCCUGUCUUAACAGAACUUGAAAUGUUACAUUUUUCUAAGAAAACCAUAAAAUKAAUACAGUUUUUCUGUGUUAGAAAAAGUUACAUUGGUCACUUAUGUCUCAUUUGAAAAUGUAGUUUUUUCUGAGUGCUUGGGACUGUAGCCAGGCAGUCUGGGAGGGUCAUUAUGGGGGAAGGGUCUCUGAUGGCAUUUAGUCUAAGCUUUACUCUGAGAAGUAGAAGAUACUGCUUACAAUUGUAUGGGUGGGAGGGUGGGCUUGUAAAAUGGGCGUUGCAGAAGGAUGGAUUUAUUUACACUG
Molecule: messenger RNA, 1589 nt
Organism: Malurus melanocephalus (red-backed fairy wren)
Lineage: Eukaryota; Metazoa; Chordata; Aves; Passeriformes; Maluridae
Gene: AGTRAP
Product: angiotensin II receptor associated protein
Exons: 5
Coding region: 285-695 (136 amino acids)
Biological process (GO): angiotensin-activated signaling pathway; regulation of blood pressure
Cellular component (GO): plasma membrane
Source: RefSeq, a predicted model, not a curated record